CGCUCCAUGGCCGCGCCGUAACGGGGACCCAGCCGCCUCCCCGCCCAGCCCAACCCAGCCCUUCCGCCCGCCCAGGAUGGAGGCGCCCGCCAGCGCGCAGACCCCGCACCCGCAUGAGCCCAUCAGCUUCGGGAUCGACCAGAUUCUCAACAGCCCAGACCAGGACAGCGCGCCCGCUCCACGGGGCCCCGACGGCGCCAGCUACCUGGGAGGACCCCCCGGGGGCCGGCCGGGCGCCACGUACCCGUCUCUGCCCGCCUCCUUUGCUGGCCUCGGCGCGCCCUUCGAGGACGCGGGAUCUUACAGUGUCAACCUGAGCUUGGCCCCCGCCGGCGUAAUCCGGGUGCCGGCGCACAGGCCGCUUCCCGGGGCCGUGCCGCCGCCUCUGCCGAGCGCGCUGCCCGCCAUGCCCUCCGUGCCCACGGUCUCUAACCUGGGCGGCUUCAAUUUCCCCUGGAUGGAGAGCAGCCGCCGCUUCGUUAAAGACCGCUUCACAGCAGCGGCGGCGCUCACGCCCUUCACUGUGACCCGGCGCAUCGGCCACCCUUACCAGAACCGGACGCCGCCCAAGCGUAAGAAGCCGCGCACGUCCUUUUCCCGGGUGCAGAUCUGCGAGCUGGAAAAGCGCUUCCACCGCCAGAAGUACCUGGCCUCUGCCGAAAGGGCGGCGCUCGCGAAGUCCCUCAAAAUGACGGACGCGCAGGUCAAGACCUGGUUCCAAAACCGGAGGACCAAGUGGCGGCGGCAGACGGCGGAGGAGCGGGAGGCGGAGCGGCAGCAGGCGAGCCGGCUCAUGCUGCAGCUGCAACACGACGCCUUCCAAAAGAGCCUCAACGACUCUAUCCAGCCGGACCCGCUCUGUCUGCACAACUCGUCGCUCUUCGCUCUGCAGAAUCUGCAGCCCUGGGAGGAGGAUAAUUCCAAGGUUCCUGCCGUCACCUCGCUGGUGUGAGCCACCCGCGCGCAAAGUCACCUCGGACCGCCGCUCACACCGGGAGGUGCCCGGGGCCCCCAGCCGGGCUGGGGGAGAACCAGGGCCGAGAGGGGAAGAAGCCGCCAAGCUCUAGGGGGCCCGGGGCGCGGUCGCACCCCCGCCGGCCGCGGAGGGGGGCUGGGCCCGGGCUCCGCGCGGCUGUACAAUCCGAGCCCCCACCCCGUGCCCCGUCCCGCCCCCAGGCCCCGGCCUGACAAAGAAAGCGCCUUACGUUUCUCCGACCCCCGCCCGCACCCCCCGGGCUGGGCGCCUGUAUUAUACUUUGUACUUUUGCCCAAACGUGUAAAUAAUAAAAGUUUUGGCUUUUUUCUUUAGAAAUCGGCCACCUGCUUCCCCUGCGGAGGCGGUGGAGAAGGGGCAGCCGACUCGGGGGUUAGGGGAAGCGCCAGGGGCCGGGGCACCCUGCGUUUAGGCUGGGUCUCCUUCUCUCAUUUUCCGUUCCUUUUAUUUAAGUCGUUUUAUUUAAUAAAAAGAAACUUAGCUAUUU
Messenger RNA from Orycteropus afer afer, 1481 nucleotides. It is a transcript of the gene TLX3, whose product is annotated as T cell leukemia homeobox 3. Gene Ontology annotation, molecular function: DNA-binding transcription factor activity, RNA polymerase II-specific; RNA polymerase II cis-regulatory region sequence-specific DNA binding. Gene Ontology annotation, biological process: regulation of transcription by RNA polymerase II; animal organ development. NCBI's taxonomy places the organism in Eukaryota, Metazoa, Chordata, Mammalia, Tubulidentata, Orycteropodidae. The record is from RefSeq and is a predicted model, not a curated record. Gene Ontology annotation, cellular component: nucleus.